Phytomonas sp. EM1 is the source of this 1411-nucleotide messenger RNA. The record is from the annotation of a GenBank genome assembly. NCBI's taxonomy places the organism in Eukaryota, Euglenozoa, Kinetoplastea, Trypanosomatida, Trypanosomatidae.
GUGUUCUAUUGUAGGAAACAACGAACCACAUUAACGCUAGGGACUCAUUAGUUUAAUUACGCAUUUCUUCCGCAAAUGACUCAAGAUAUUAUGCCGCUGCUGCACUCCGUAACACCGCUUGACCUGAAGCAGCUCUCACGGCAACAGAAGGUGGAACUGCUGCACCAAAACCGCACCGGAAUGUAUCACAACGCGAACGCGGUUCUCUUCUUAGCAACCGACCUCCUCGCCGGGGGAUCGACCGGGCUCAGCACGGUUGAGCUUUACGAGGUGUACGAUCAGAUUCUUGUUGCCUUGCUGGAGUGCGGUAGGGCAGCGCAUGCGCGGCGGUACUUGAACCUUUUGAAAAAAAAAUUCGGCCACAAAUCGACGCGUGUUAUGCUGCGUCAUGGGAUGUGUUUGGAGGCGGAGGGGAGCCUUGAGGAGGCCAAGGCCGUUUACGACGCCGUCCACAAGGCGAGCCCCACGAACGACUUUGCCAUCAAACGGCUUAGCGCGGUCUACAAGGGGCAGGGUGAUUACCAAGCUGCUAUCAACAUCCUAGAGAAGGAUAAGGUCUUUACUGACGAGGAGGGGCAGAGUUACACCUUUCUUGAAGUCCACCGCGGUAACGCCCUUCUAGUUUACAAGGAGUUGAGCAAUCUGUACUACCUCAUAGGCAACUUGGAUAAGGCGAUCGAAUACAUCGAGGAGGCGAGUCUGUUUGAGGCCAACUCGUAUUUCUUCCACACACGCCUGGCGGAGCUCUAUUACAUGAAGAAAGACCUUCGGCGCGUCGUCGUGGAGUACUCGCAGUCGCUGAUUCUGAAUCAGAAGCCCAACAACUCCCGUUCGGCAUACGGCCUCUGUCUAGUGGUGAAUGAAAUUCUCAAGAAUCACCAAUCUGGGGUGCAACGGCUGGACGAGGAGGAGGAGACUCAAAUGCGUGAACUACGAGAUAUGGCGGCUGACACCUUGCGAUGUAUGUACGCGGGGAGUCCUACACUGUCACAUCUCGAAGCAUUUUUUCAGCGGGAGUUCUGAGGUCAUCAAAGACGCGGACAGAGGAAGGAUUUGUAGUAGGAGGGAUUGCCGAAUAAACUGAGGGUACCGGAGUCGUGCCUGUACAAGGGAAUAUACGCUAAAAUUAUAACGAAAAAUCUAUCAUGCUAUCAAUUCUUAUCACUACUUUGUUUUCUAUUGCGUGGUAGCAGGCGGGGGAUCCACUCACAUUGCUAGGUGAAGGGGCUUCUGCAUUGGUAACCUGAUCGGAAAGGUUGACAGCUAUAGGAGGUUUCGAAAUUUAUUAAGUUUGAGUUCGUCGGUGUUGUUCUUUAAAAGCCAGUGGUAUUCGUUCUUAAAUACGUCAGUUUAAUAAGAUGGAUUAGUUCUACAGAUAUAUAUAUAUAUAUAUUUCGAGGGGGGAUAUAUA